Priapulus caudatus is the source of this 2099-nucleotide messenger RNA. RefSeq lists its product as uncharacterized. Gene Ontology annotation, cellular component: cytoplasm. Lineage: Eukaryota; Metazoa; Priapulida; Priapulimorpha; Priapulimorphida; Priapulidae. Gene Ontology annotation, biological process: signal transduction. The record is from RefSeq and is a predicted model, not a curated record. The coding region runs from base 80 to 1057 and encodes 325 amino acids. The transcript has 11 exons.
AAACUGGCAGUAGCACGUUGACAUUGUUCUUGAAUAGACGUUAGACUGAAUUUUAUACGAUACUUCAACUUUCAAGAACAUGAGCCAAUCUGGCGGACAGCACCAUGUCAUUGCCACGGAAUCUUGUGGCAAUGUUGACGUGUACGUUCAGGGGAACCUCGCAGCGAAGAAGACUGUUAUCCUCACAGUGCAUGACAUGGGGUCAAACCACCUAAGCUUCCACGCCUUCCUUUCGCAUCCAUCUAUGUCAGAGAUUUGCUCACGCUCGACAAUAGUACAUGUUGUGCUGCCUGGCCAGGUGGAUGGCGCUGAGGACCUACCUGAGACCUUCAAGUUUCCGACCAUGGAUCAGCUUGGUAACGAGCUGGUGUGUGUGCUCGACCAGCUACGAAUCACCUACGUUGUUGGAUUUGGUGAUGGAACAGGAGCCAACAUCCUUGCUCGAUUCGCUCUCGUGCAUCCAAAGCGCUGUCUCGGAAUAAUUCUAAUGCAUCCCACGUCCACCAAGGCAGGACUGAUGGAGUAUAUGAAAGACAAGCUGAUAGGAAGCACGCUAAAGUCAGGACAGUUGAAGCCCACAGCAGAAGAUUACUUGGUGUUCCACAAGUUUGGCGAGAAGUUGGUUGAGGUUGCGCAGGAAGAGAGGGACGUGAUGCUGGAGGAUUACACCGAUCAUCUGAAGACGAAGAUGAACCCGAAGAACUUGAACAGAUACGUGCAGUCGUUCGUCAGCCGCACCGACAUCUCUGCUCAGCUCUGCAACAUGAGCGUCGACGUUCUCAUAGUUGUGGGCUCAAAGGCAUCUCACCUACAUACAACGCAGACGUUCCAUUCCCAUCUGCCUCCGACUAAGAGCUCAUUAGUUAUAAUAGAUGGCGUUGGCGAUGUCCUCGUUGAAGCUGCAGAUAAGGUGGCACAUAGUUUGCUCCUGUUUCUGAAAGGUUGCGGAAUCUUACCCUCUGUGAGAUUGCCAGGCCAAGAGGUACGCAGUUCCUCUUUUAACAAAUCAAGAGGGAUGUCAAUGGAAGACUAUGACAAGCCUACUAAGCGUGUAUAAAUAAGGGGGUCAUCUGAUGGAAACAGACGAAAACCAAUCCAAAGAUAUGUCUAAAACGUCUGUGAUUGUAUAAUAGAUAGUGUAUUUCGCAUCCAUUUAUCCCAGACCAGUAUAUUACACGAUUGGUGCCUUGAUGUGUUUUGCAAAUAUUAGGUCUAUAUUUCGUGUUUGAAUAAAUAACUGUUUCUUCUCUCGCUAUGCUUUGGCUGAUUUGGGGCAGACAAGCAGGCUUAGACUGUGAUAUUCUGUGCAAUUGCACUGAUGGCCGUCUUUUUCUUGUUCCAUUGUUGCAUAGGUACUUAGGUCAGGGUCUGGUACAUUCGCAUUGUGGCUAUUGUUUAAAAUCGCUGGCUGCCUUUUAUUUGGAGUUAGUGGCAGGGCUCUUAUCUAUUUAGUUGCUAAUCGUGGGAAACUUGUAAUUAUUUAUUCAGCAUUUUUGUAAGUAAUUACUUCUCGAAAUUGUGAUCAUGGGUACCGUUUAAACUUUCUUCAUUGCCUUCACAAUUUGCGAGCUGCAUUUUAGAGACGUAUUUUUCAGUUGCAAUCGUGGUUAAUCUAUACAAUAGUUGAAGUUCAUUGAAGUAGGUUUUAUUUCAUUUAUAAAAAUCAAGUUAACAUGCACGCACGCACGCACGCCCGCACCUACGCAGCACGUAUGCAUACACGCAUGCUCACACACACGCACGCACGCACGCGCGCACACACACACACACAUAUAUAUAUAUAUGACAAAAUGUUCUUAAAUUGCUAAUGUAAUUGUGACUUGGACAGUUUGUUCAGAUUUUGCAAUGUAAACCUUUUUGAUGUUCCAUACCAAAACGUCGUCAUAUUGAUGUUAUCGUAUUCAUUAGGUCAUUGUCCCAUUUCGUUUACGUCACAAGGCAUUUAAAUAUGAAAUAUAAGAUAUGUUAAUUUUGUCUGAUAAUAUGUGGGAAGUCGUGCAUAUUUUCUGAUUGCUAGUAGUGAUUGACAUUCAUUCGUUAUAUUGCUGAUAAACACACUCGAUCGAGUUGAAUAAAACUUGAGUGAUGUUAAGUAAAUA